Molecule: messenger RNA, 3009 nt
Organism: Candida dubliniensis CD36
Lineage: Eukaryota; Fungi; Ascomycota; Pichiomycetes; Serinales; Debaryomycetaceae
Gene: PRP22
Product: DEAH-box ATP-dependent RNA helicase
Exons: 1
Coding region: 1-3009 (1002 amino acids)
Biological process (GO): spliceosomal complex disassembly
Cellular component (GO): intracellular anatomical structure; catalytic step 2 spliceosome
Molecular function (GO): ATP binding; RNA binding
Source: RefSeq, a predicted model, not a curated record
AUGACACAAUCCGAUUCCCAACUCCUCUCAAUAGUCCAGAAACAUUUGGAGCUCCCCGAAAACGAUGAAAAUGUUGUACUCAUUGCAAAGUUCUUAAUAAACUUAUAUGAAAAAUCUACCAGCCCAACACUUGAUGAAUUCAAAAAAGUUGUCAAAGAUAAUGGGGGUGACGAAUUUGAAGAUGAGUUCAUAAAGGAUGUUUACAAUCAAAUAUCACGUACCAGCAAACCACCUCAACCCAUAAGGGUAGGUGAAAUAUAUUCUGGAACUGUAGAAGGCUUAACGAACUAUGGUGCUUUUAUCAAGAUAGAGAAUACAUCUGGCCUAUGCCACAUUUCACAAAUGUCCUUUGACGGAUCACGAAUCGAGUCCACCAACAUCCUACAACCAAAGCAGAAGGUAUUUGCGAAAGUAAUCGAUAUUCAAGCCAAUCACACUAAAAUAUCCUUAUCAAUGCGAGGAAUAAACCAGACCACCGGACAAGAAGAGUCAAUACUCCGAGGAAGACACCAUGAGCGACAGCCAAGACCAAAAAGAAAGUUGACUUCUCCCGAGCGCUGGGAAAUACGCCAACUUAUCAGUUCUGGUGCAGUGUCUGCUGACGCCUACCCAGAAUUGGACGAGGAAGAAGAUAUAGAAAACCCACAUAAAGAAAAAACCAAUGAUUUGCAUAUCGAGUUGAACGAUAAGAAACCAGAUUUCUUGAAAAGUGUUAAAGUCACAAAAGACUUUCCUGAAACCAAUCCCAUUCCUGUUAACCGGCUGGGUCCAUUAAGCAAAUCAGCGCAAAGAGGAUCCAAGUUUGCCAGAGACUUCAAGGAAGAAAAGUUGAAACAAAAAAAGCAAAGACAAAAAGAAGAAAAAAUACAAUCAGAAAUGUCAGACCCGUUAUUUCAAACCUCAGAACCAGUAAGUAACGUCGACAUUGAUACCGAGUCGUUCAUUUCAAAAUGGAAAAAAUCCAACAAGACAGAGACAUUUGGGAAGCGGACCAGUCUUCCCAUACAGGAACAACGAUGCAUGUUGCCUGUGUACGCCAUGCGAACACAAUUAGUUGAAGCCAUACGGGAGAACCAGUUUGUAGUGAUUGUUGGAGAAACAGGCUCAGGGAAAACCACCCAAAUUGUUCAAUACAUAUAUGAAGAAGGAAUGAAUAAAAUCAACGGUGAUACAAAACUAAUAGGGUGCACCCAACCUAGAAGAGUUGCUGCUGAAUCGGUAGCAAAAAGAGUGUCUGAAGAAGUUGGGUGCCAGCUUGGAGAUACUGUUGGUUAUACUAUUAGAUUUGAAGACGUAACUAGUGAAAACACGGUAAUCAAGUACAUGACAGAUGGGAUGUUGGAACGUGAGGCGUUGAACGACCCGAAUAUGAACCGGUACUCAGUAAUCAUGUUGGAUGAAGCCCACGAAAGAACAAUUGCCACUGACGUUUUGUUUGCCUUGCUCAAAAAUGCCGCUAAACAAAACCCUAACCUAAAAGUGAUUGUUACUUCGGCAACCUUAGAUUCAAACAAGUUUUCUCGGUACUUUAACAAUUGCCCAAUUAUAACCAUUCCGGGAAGGACAUUCCCCGUAGAGGUACUAUACACAAAAGCACCAGAAAUGGAUUAUCUUGCUGCCGCAUUAGAGUCGGUUAUCCAAAUCCACGUUGCAGAACCUGCUGGCGACAUUUUAGUGUUUCUUACUGGUCAAGAGGAGAUUGAAACUAGCUGUGAGGCAUUACACGAACGAAUGAAAUUAUUAGGCGACAAUGUACCCGAGCUAAUAAUCCUCCCUGUAUACUCAGCACUUCCUUCAGAAAUGCAAACCCGUAUUUUUGAGCCAACUCCGCCUGGUUCAAGAAAAGUGAUUUUGGCUACCAAUAUUGCCGAGACAUCGAUCACCAUUGACGGAAUAUACUAUGUUGUUGACCCUGGGUUUGUUAAAAUAAAUAUGUACGAUUCCAAGUUGGGUAUGGAUUCUUUGAGGGUGACACCAAUAAGCAAGGCACAAGCAAACCAACGUAGUGGUAGAGCAGGGAGAACCGGCCCUGGAAAAUGCUACAGAUUAUACACCGAACAGGCUUACGAAAAGGAAAUGAUACCAAAUACCAUCCCUGAAAUACAAAGACAAAAUCUAUCUCACACAAUUCUAAUGUUAAAAGCAAUGGGGAUUCACGAUCUUGUAAAUUUCGAAUUUAUGGACCCACCAUCCACCACCACCAUGCUUACUGCACUAGAGGAUUUGUAUAUUCUUGAUGCACUAGACGAUAAUGGGAAUUUGACAACUUUAGGAAGGAAAAUGGCAGAUUUACCAAUGGAACCUGCACUUGCAAAGACAUUAAUCCAAUCUGUUGAAUACGAAUGUACAGAAGAAAUUCUAAGCAUUGUUGCCAUGUUGUCGGUACAAACGAUAUUUUACCGCCCAAAAGAUAAACAAGCAUUGGCUGACCAGCGAAAAACUCGAUUCCACCACUCCUUAGGUGACCACUUAACUUUGCUAAACGUUUUCCAACUGUGGUGUCGCAACAAUUAUAGUAAAACAUGGUGUCGAGAUAAUUUCAUACAAGAAAGAAGCAUGCGUCGGGCUAUGGAGGUACGAAAACAGCUAAAGUUGAUUAUGCAUCGUUUUGGAUACAAGACCAUGUCGUGUGGCAAUGAUGUAGACCGGGUUAGGAGGACUUUCUGUUCUGGGUACUUUAAGAAUUCAGCCAAAAGGCAGGAAGGCGAAGGGUACAAAACACUAAACGAAAACACAUUGGUAUUCUUACACCCGUCGUCUUCUCUAUACGGCAAGAAACCGCAGUAUGUUAUUUACCACACGUUAUUGCUUACAUCAAAAGAGUAUAUGCACUGUGUGACAAUCAUAGAUCCUAAUUGGCUAUAUGAACUUGCACCAAAGUACUUUAGACCCGCGGAUGCCAAAACCGUGCAAGAGAUCAAAAAGAAACAAAAAAUUGUGCCGCUAUUUUCUCGACAAAAGAAAGAUAGUUGGCGACUCAGUUCUCACCGCCCAGCUAAAAGGAGAUAG